AUGGAUGCAAAGGAUAACAAAAGCGUCCUCUCUCACGAGGAGGAUGUAGCCAUCUCAGCUCCUGAGCUUGCCAAGGAUCAUGCUGCUCUUGCGCCGGAGGUCGUUCAUGAGAAGGCUGAUUUGGCGCCGGAGCUCGUCGAGCCGGCUGGCCGUGGGAAGAAGUCUGGUGCUAUGAAUAUCAUUGAAAAUCCUCUUGUGCGCAUUUCCAAGGAACAAGCCCUCGCCGAUGCUCGCGCCUACGCCGAAUCGCACAAUAUGUCCGAGCACGCCGAUCUGUUCGGCCGCGCCGCUUUGGUCGCCCGAGACCCUAAAGGUUUCGAACUGGUAACUGAGCUGGACGAGCAGGAGCGCACUGCGCUUGCAUAUGAAAGAGAUCACAAAUGGCAUGGUCCUUACAUGCUUUGGUAUUCCAUUGCUCUGUGCGCUGUUGGAGCCGCUACCCAAGGAUGGGAUCAGACUGGAGCCAAUGGAGCCAAUCUGUCAUUCCAUCAGGAAUUUGGUAUUGCUGGUGAAGGCAGAGAUGAAUGGAUUGUGGGAAUUGUGAAUUCGAUUAUUUUCUUGACUGCCGGUCUGGUUUCUGAGGCUGACAUUGUGCAUAGUGGCGCCUUCAUUGUCGACCCACUUAACCACUACUUGGGACGAAGGGGUGAGAUUUUCGUCACUGCUCUCUGUCUCACUGCUACCCCAAUUGGUUCUGCUUUUGCGCAGUCAUGGCAGGGGCUGUUUGCUGCGCGAUUUGUUAUGGGUAUCGGUAUUGGUGCGAAGAACGCUACUGUGCCUAUCUACUCUGCCGAGAUGGCCCCAGCUCGAAUUCGCGGUGCUCUUGUUAUGUUCUGGCAACUUUGGGUUGUGGCCGGUAUUUUCUUGGGUUUCGCUGCCAACGUCAUCGUCAAAGACACCGGGGAUAUCGCCUGGCGCCUCCAGCUCGGCUCGGCAUUCAUUCCAUCGUUCAUUCUGGGUAUUGGCAUCUUCUUCUGCCCCGAGUCCCCCCGUUGGCUCAUGAAGCACGGCAGACAUGCUGAAGCUUUCCAAUCUAUGAACCGCUUGCGAGCUCAUCCUAUCAUUGCUGCAAGGGAUUACUAUUACUCGUAUAUUAUCUACGAGGAGGAACUGAAGGAGGCUCGAGGCGCUGGAUAUUUCUCCCGUAUGUGGGAUUGCUUCGCCGUGCCUAGAAUUAGGCGUGCGAACUACGGUGCCUCAACUGUCAUGAUUGCCCAGCAGAUGUGUGGUAUCAACAUUAUCUCAUUCUACAGUUCAAGUAUCUUCGAGAAAGUUGGUUACAGUGCCACUCAGGCUUUAUAUGCCUCUCUUGGUUAUGGUGCUAUUCAGGUUGUCUUCACGAUCCCGACGUUGUUCCUCAUUGAUACGAAGGGUCGAAGAACUCUGACUCUGAUUACUUUCCCCCUCAUGUGCAUUUUCCUACUCGCAGCCGGUCUCUCCCUUCUGAAAACCGACGGCAGUCAGGGUGCCAGAAUUGGACCAGUAGUCCUGUUUGUCUAUCUAUUCACCAUCGCCUACUCCCUUGGUGAAGGCCCAGUCGCGUUCCAGUACUCUGCCGAGGUCUUCCCUACUAUCCAGCGUGAACAAGGAAUGGCUUGGGCUGUUUGCAUCAACAACACUUUCGCCGGUAUCCUCGGUUUGACAUUCCCUCGAAUGACAACCGUCAUGACACCAACUGGUGCUUUCGGUUUCUACGCCGGACUCAACCUCAUCGCUUGGGGCAUGAUUUUCUGUUUCGUCAGAGAAACAAAGCAACUCACUCUAGAAGAACUGGAUCAGGUCUUCUCAGUUCCCACCAAGAAAUUCAUCCACCACGAAUCGACCGUGUGGCUUCCUUGGUUCAUCAAGCGCUACAUCUUCCGCCAAAAUAUUCCAAAACCUCCUCCCAUCAUCGCUACGGCGGACGAGGCUUUGGCAGAGAAGCGUUCGUAG
Messenger RNA from Penicillium antarcticum, 1932 nucleotides. RefSeq lists its product as uncharacterized. NCBI's taxonomy places the organism in Eukaryota, Fungi, Ascomycota, Eurotiomycetes, Eurotiales, Aspergillaceae. Gene Ontology annotation, cellular component: membrane. Gene Ontology annotation, biological process: transmembrane transport. The coding region runs from base 1 to 1932 and encodes 643 amino acids. The transcript has 10 exons. Gene Ontology annotation, molecular function: myo-inositol:proton symporter activity. The record is from RefSeq and is a predicted model, not a curated record.